GAAUUAGGACACUCUGAUUCUUUUAUUGUCAUUAAUACAUAUCAUCAUUAUCAUCAUCCCCACUUUUAUCUUAUCCCCUCUCUAAACACUUCACAUUCAGAGUCGUCUUAUACGUAACUUAUCACAGACAUUACACAUCGUUCAUUUUUAUAAUCAUAUAUUAAUGCCACUUAAAACGAAACAAUUUGUAACAUUUUCCACAUUUCGAAAGUACUUGCAAUCAAAAAUGAACAAUGAAAAAUCCAUUAGCAUUCAUUCUGAUACACACACAGAGGUUUAUGAUAUUCCAAUGAACGUACUUAUCCGACCAAUUCCUCCAAUUGUUGAUGAAGAAAAGGUACAAAGCUUAAUGAAUACAUUGAACGAUCCUGAAACAGUAUCAUUGGUACCGCCAAUCGAUGUUUUAUGGAUUAAAGGAAGCGAAGGCGGCGAUUAUUAUUACUCUUUUGGCGGAUGUCAUCGAUAUACAGCCCAUCAAAGACUUGGAAGACCAUUCAUAAGAGCGAAACUAAUACAAUCUACAAUAACGGACUUAAAAUCUUAUUUAGGCGGAUCUACCCCUAAUUUAAGAUAGCCAUAUUUGUAUGUGUUAUCUAUAAAUUCUAUACGGAUCUUUAUACUUUGUUCAGAUUAUAAGUAUACUGUAUGUAAAAUUUUCAUAUUUUGUACUACAUUUGUGUAAAAUGAAUCAAACUUUGAUCUGAUAAAAUAGUAGAUAAAAUAAACUAUAUAUGAUAAAAAGUU
Messenger RNA from Bombus terrestris (buff-tailed bumblebee), 744 nucleotides. RefSeq names its product sulfiredoxin-1-like. Gene Ontology annotation, cellular component: cytoplasm. Gene Ontology annotation, biological process: cellular response to oxidative stress. The record is from RefSeq and is a predicted model, not a curated record. NCBI's taxonomy places the organism in Eukaryota, Metazoa, Arthropoda, Insecta, Hymenoptera, Apidae. The transcript has 5 exons. Bases 164 to 574 code for a protein of 136 amino acids. Gene Ontology annotation, molecular function: sulfiredoxin activity.